AUGAAGUUAUUGCAUUAUACCUCGGAAAAACCCGAUGAUCAACUCGUCAACGAUAUUGGAUCACUCAAUAAAUUCAAUGAUGAGCUAUUCAAUCAAUUGCAAGAAAUUGUCUUUGCAUUCUUAACAGAAGCCCAACAGUCUGCACGACUAUUAGCGCGAUUGGAAGAAUUUGCUGAAAUCAAUGGCAUCAAUGUAAAUGCGUUAAAGAAUAUUAUUCGAUCAUUUUUAACAUUUUGUCGCCUUGCUAUGAAAAACAAUAUGAAUGGCAAUCAAGUUUUUGAAGACCUAUCUGAAUUAGGUUUAUCAGAAGUUAAAGCUAAAUUUGUGGCUAAGCAGUGGAAAUCAAAUUUAGUUGCGUUAUUUCGAUCGCAAGUUGAUCAAACACUAAUGGUUAAUCAGCUCGUUGACAUGGAAUGGAGGUUUGGAGUAACAGCGGCUAGUAAUGAUUUGGAAAAAGCUGGUAGUACUUUUCUGCAGCUCAAAUUAGUUAUAAACAAGGGAGAUAGCAAUCAAGAUGUAUAUAUGGAACUGAGUUUACCGCAAUUUUAUUCGUUCUUACAUGAAAUGGAGAAGGCCAAAGCUACGUUGGAUUAUUUUAGUUAG
Messenger RNA from Trichoplax adhaerens, 603 nucleotides. RefSeq lists its product as hypothetical. Gene Ontology annotation, biological process: tumor necrosis factor-mediated signaling pathway; negative regulation of DNA-templated transcription. The transcript is spliced from 8 exons. Lineage: Eukaryota; Metazoa; Placozoa; Uniplacotomia; Trichoplacea; Trichoplacidae. Gene Ontology annotation, molecular function: NF-kappaB binding. The record is from RefSeq and is a predicted model, not a curated record. The coding region runs from base 1 to 603 and encodes 200 amino acids.